AUGUCAACUACCAUUUCCAAUGCCACUUUCGAAAGCUCUGAGGAGAGUACACAAGGAGAAGGCUCCGUCCACGGAAGCAUUGCUUCAGAAGACCUAGUAACGGAGAAUACCCCCGAAGGAAAAGAACAAGAACAAUUGGAUAUUUUCUCCAUCGGUAUAUCCUUGGAUAUAAACCGCAAGACUGCAUCCGCCGGUCUGCUCAGGAUCCUAGAAACCCCAAACGUUUCGAAUCAAGAGAUCUGCCAAGCUCAAGAAGCCGUGGACCGCACCAAGACCCACUGGAACUCUUUCAUGGCCUCCCAAAAGGCAUUGUCUGACACUUCCACCAAGGAAGUGAUGCGCAACCUGAACAGCAGGAAAAGCUCCAGGGAUGCCCACACAAACAAGCAAAACUCUUUUGUGCCCCCGAACUUACCAAUAUUCCAAUUGCAAGGCGGGCGACUUAGAGAACCCAGCAAGAAGAUCCAUGAUACAAAUGCGAUUACACAACCUCACAGCCGACAAGCACUGGGAACACCUGUUCUGAUUGACCUACGACGAAAUACAGCGACAAUGGUUCCAGAAAACCAAGGACGACAAGAGUAUCACCUGGCAAGAAGCCCGCAACCGCAUGGAGAAAGAAUUCGGCAGUCCAUUUUACAUUUGGAUCGAGCGACAUGA
Molecule: messenger RNA, 660 nt
Organism: Phycomyces blakesleeanus NRRL 1555(-)
Lineage: Eukaryota; Fungi; Mucoromycota; Mucoromycetes; Mucorales; Phycomycetaceae
Exons: 2
Coding region: 1-660 (219 amino acids)
Source: RefSeq, a predicted model, not a curated record